GCAACGCUGUCCCACACACAUCACUAUUUAACAGAAUUUUUGCGCUCGCCGGAUUUAAUUUGUUUUGAUUUGUUUUUGUUUACAUUUUGCUAUGUUGCCGCCGCUCAUCGAGCAGGACGUGCCGCAUUUCCUAACCACACGCAACACCAUCGCCUACUGCAGCCAACUGCAUGUGCGUAAAAGUAAAUCCAGCCUGGUGCUCAGUCGCCAGUUGCGUUUCUACGAGUUUGCCAACAAACAGUUGCUGCAUCACAUCGAUCUGCGUGCCACAUGCCUGCAACAGUUGGAAUCCCAGCUCCAGGCAUACACGGGACCGAUUAGCAGUUUCCUCCGUCGCGACGAUGUGCAGCCUGCAGAUGAUGCGGCCAACGUCACAAGUAGCUACAGCAUGUUGCAUGCCGCCGAAGAGUUGCCGCUCAGCAUUGGCAAAUACGUGUGGCAGGGCAAACACGUCUAUGUUCUUCUCCGCUGUUGGCACACGCUGAUCGUGCUGCAGCGGCCCGCUGCCGGGGGCGGUAGCUUUGAGCUCAUAGCGCAGCACGAACAGCUGGAGGAUUAUCGCUUGGUGCGCGAUGGAACGCUUAAAUAUCAGGCCUAUGUGGAGCUGCAGUUCAUCAAUGGCAAACGCAUGCGUUGCAAUUUCCAGCCACCCAGCAGCAGCAGCAGCAAUGAGUUACCCCCCAGCAGCAACAGCAGCGCUGCUGGUUUUCAGCGAUUGCUGCAACGCGUCCAUGGCGCACGCGCCGAGCUGCAGACGCAACGUGCGCUCACGCAACAGGACUUUGUGCGCGCCCAGGAGCAGCAGACGUUUGGUGUGCCCGCCCAGCGUUCGCCGCUGCUCGAGGAGAAGCAACUGUUGCGUCGCUGUGGCGAUGUCUGGACACGCAUUUGUGGUGCGUCUUUGGUGCUUGGCACGCUGUUGAACAACACGACGAGCAGCGUGCGUCCCUGCGUGUUGCAUGCCCUGCGUCCACUGUUGCACCUCUCGUCGGGCAACGGCUUGAAUUACACACAUCGUUUGUACGAGCUGCCGUUGCAAGCGGAUGCAGCGCCUCCCGAGGAUUACGAUGAACUGGCGCAAUUCUGGGCGUGCCAGGAGCAGCACAGCACCAACAUCAGUUGGCGGCUGGUCACGAGCAACGCACGCUUGCCACCCGAGCGCAGUGCUGUGCUCCUGGUGCGUCUCCAGCUGCACGAGUUGAUUGUGCUUGGCCAGCAGCAGCAGCAGCAAGAGCAGGUCCAGCUAUUGGCUUUAUACGAGUUGCAUGGCCAGCAAACGCGGCAAUUGCAACUGCAGCUGGCGAGCAUUGAGUUGGCGCCACUGUUGGAGCAACCGCAGUUGCAUGUGCCACGCUUUGCGGCGCACACUUUGCAUCAGGACUUUCUCGCCUUGAUCAUGACCCAGACGGCGCAUUGUCCGCUGCGUUUGAAGUUCCCCAGCGCAGCGCAGCAGCUGCAAUUCGAACAGCUGCUGGCCACCAAACUGGAGCUGAGAUGUCACAGCGUCAAGCAGGAAUCACAGCCCCUUCAGCUGCUGGAUGAGGCCACUCCGCCCGGCGACUUUGGCUUUGGCGAAGAGCAACGUCGUGAUCGUCGUCCCCGCUCGACUGUGCAGCGCAUCUUCUACAAUCCAGCGACACAGCUGCUGCUCCUGCACAACGAUCCCGAGCAGCAUUGGCACAUCUACGCAAGCAGCGAGUCGGAGCUGUGUCUGCUGUUGCGUCGCCUGCUGCGCGAUCUGCUCCAGCUGCACUGCAACGUCACGCUGCUGGAGCUGCACGAAGAAGCCUGCAGUGUGCCCGCCAAUGCGGCCUUGUUGAUGGAGUCAGCGCUGCGCGAUGAGCUGCAAGCCAGAGCCGAGUUGUUGCAAUUGCCUUCGAGGCGCGAACAACUCACGGCGAAUGCCUUGAAGCGUAUCCAUCAGCUGGAGUUGGCCAGCGAUCUGCUGUUCACUGUGAUAAAUGGCCAGACACAGCUGGAGUCCAUUCCGUAGUCAUCUAAAUUGUUGUGAUUAGAUUUUUAUACGUUUGUUUUACACUCAAUAAAUGCACAUAUAUAUUUUUGUAUGA
Drosophila sulfurigaster albostrigata is the source of this 2069-nucleotide messenger RNA. RefSeq lists its product as uncharacterized. Bases 92 to 1993 code for a protein of 633 amino acids. The transcript has 2 exons. NCBI's taxonomy places the organism in Eukaryota, Metazoa, Arthropoda, Insecta, Diptera, Drosophilidae. The record is from RefSeq and is a predicted model, not a curated record.